AUGAACUAUCAAAAAACUAUGCUUCAACAAGAGCUAAAAGCAACGAGCGAACGGUUGAAAUAUCAAAAACGACUUUCGGAACGAAGAACAUUAAACAAACAUUUUGCAAAAAACCCUAAGUUAGUGUACAGGCAAAUGAAGGGAGAUUACAACUCUGCGAAAGACAUACCUCCGAAAGAAGAUGUCGAAUCUUACUGGAAAGAGUUAUGGUCAAAGCAAGUCAUGCAUAACGAUAAAGCAGCAUGGCUUGAAACAUUGAGACAAGACUACUGCACCAAUGUCCGGCAAAAUCAGUACACCAUUGACGGACAGAUACUUAGCAAAGUCGUAAGCAAGAUGCAAAAUGGGAAAGCUCCAGGUAAUGAUCUAAUUGUAGGAUACUGGUAUAAACACUUAAUGUUUUAUAGAAAAGCGUUAAUCUAUUUGUUUGACAAUACGUAUAAUGGACGACAACAAUUACCAAGUUGGUUAACCAGAGCACGUACCCAGCUUAUUCCCAAGUCAGCAGAAACACAUCUUGCUAAGAACUAUCGACCAAUCGCUUGUCAAAAUUUAAUGUUUAAAAUGUAUACAGGCUGUAUCAAUGUUUUUCUACAAGACCACUGUGAGGUUAAUAACAUUAUAACCACCGAACAAGCUGGAGGGAAGCGUGAUGUCUGGGGUUGCGUUGAACAGUUGUUAAUCAACAAGACGGUGCUAAGCGAGGUUAAAAACAAUCGUCGCAACCUAGUCACUAUUUGGCUCGAUUAUCAAAAAGCCUUUGACUCUGUACCGCAUUCAUGGAUAAUUGAGUCUUUGCGUCUUGCUAAGGUUCCCAGGAUUAUGAUUGAUGCCAUCGAUUCACUAACAAAAACAUGGACGACAAAGGGGACAGUUUGUCAGUUCUCUUGUUUAUUUUGUCAUUAA
This is a messenger RNA of Hydractinia symbiolongicarpus, 906 nucleotides long. RefSeq lists its product as uncharacterized. The record is from RefSeq and is a predicted model, not a curated record. The transcript has 2 exons. NCBI's taxonomy places the organism in Eukaryota, Metazoa, Cnidaria, Hydrozoa, Anthoathecata, Hydractiniidae. Bases 1 to 906 code for a protein of 301 amino acids.